Suillus subaureus is the source of this 1302-nucleotide messenger RNA. RefSeq lists its product as uncharacterized. The coding region runs from base 1 to 1302 and encodes 433 amino acids. Gene Ontology annotation, molecular function: glycerone-phosphate O-acyltransferase activity; glycerol-3-phosphate O-acyltransferase activity. The record is from RefSeq and is a predicted model, not a curated record. The transcript is spliced from 9 exons. Lineage: Eukaryota; Fungi; Basidiomycota; Agaricomycetes; Boletales; Suillaceae. Gene Ontology annotation, biological process: phospholipid biosynthetic process. Gene Ontology annotation, cellular component: endoplasmic reticulum membrane.
AUGGAACUCAUGAUCGUGUAUAGAUUUUUGCGCAAGAUCUCGGACUGGACUUUGUCUGGUUUCUAUUCCGAGGUCUGCAUCACAGGAGGCGAGAACGUGCCGCGGGACGGACCUGUGAUCAUUGCUGCGACUCAUCAUAAUGAAAUUAUCGACAUUGCGGCGCUAUCCGCGACGAUAUCGUAUCGUCGUAGAGUAUGUUACUGGGCAAAAUCGUCUCUUUUCAAGAACCCCAUAUCCGGCGCUCUGCUCACUUCCUCAGGAAGCAUCCCCGUUUACCGUAACCCCAACAGCUCUUCAUCGCCGUUUCCGUCGAAUAGCAACAGCUUGCAAGCAAACUUAUUUCGCCAUACCUCCGCCGCUCUUGCAGCUGGCAAGGUUAUCGGUGUAUUCCCCGAGGGAACGUCGUACACGGAGCCCAGAAUCGUGCAAGUGAAGGACGGUGCAGCGUGGGCUGCGGUAGGAGAAGGCAAGGAGUUGGUCAUUGUCCCCGCAGCGGUAGUCUAUACUGACAAGUCCAAAUAUGGCAAACCAAUAGGGGUCGGCGAAUAUGCAGCAAGACUGGAUCCGGAGAGUGCUGAGAGCACGCGUUUUGUGGUUAAAGAGAUCACUGCGGCGAUCGAUUCUCAGCUCAAGCACAUGACUGUGAACGCUCCUGACUGGAAAACACUCCGUGCGGCUUGCGCAGCAAGAAGGGUGUUUUGGAAGAACGAGGAUCGCAUCCCGCUUGACAGAUUUGUCGGUAUCUCUCAAAAGUUUGUCGAUGCAUUGUUGCCAAGAAGCGAUGAAAUGGAAACACGGAAGACCAUUUUGAAUAGAUACCUUGCGCUUCUGCACUUCACCGGCACUUCUCAUUCAGCUCUGGAAGUCCUCUACCCAUUCGUCGAUCACAGUGAAGACUUUCUUAUGCGACCCCUCCUUUGGCCAUCUCGUAUCCGCACUGGUGUGACACUCCUGUUCCAACUAUGCACCACCAUGUUUCACCCUCGUGCCCUUCUCUUCUUCCCAGUAUUCGUGGUUCACAUUCCAGGGUAUAUCACUGGCUGGUUCGCUGCACGGAUGUUGACGAUACCGAACGAGGAAGAGACCAAGGCUCAGUUUAAGGCUAUAUUUGGCGGUCUGGGAUUUGCCAUAUCCUAUGGCCUGCUCACGCGAGCAUGCGUGAAACAGGGACUAUUGAAUAGAGCGCUCGGUACUCUCGCUAUGGCAGUUGGGAUGACUUGGUCCCUUUGGAAGUGGCACAACGCCCUUGUUGUCCUCACCACAGCAUCGCUGUUCAACGUCUUGGCGCCCUGCGAAAACUGA